AUGGCAGAUCGCAACUCUUGGCUGCAUGUCGCUAAUCUUGGUGUUUGUGGAAUUAACAACCCUUCAAUGAGGCUGAGAAACAUUAUCGGACAAACUCUUAUUAAAGAUCGAACAGGCACUUAUCAAAAACGUUGGCAGUCCGACUUGGAGGAUGAGAAUGGUGGAAGUCCAAUGGAUAUUGGCAUUGAGCAAUGGAGCGAAGACUGGAAGAAAACAGUCGCUCUUCCAACAACAACAAAAUCAACUACACACAACAGUUUUUACUGUCUUGAGGGGAUUCAUUUAUUUGCCUUGGCUAAUUUUCUUCGAAGACCAAUUCUGGUAAUAUGUGACGAUUUUCAUCGUGGUGACUAUGAUGAACCAAUUGCUGGUGUAAACCUUGGUGGCAUAUACUUACCAUUGUUAUCUGACUCCGUGGAUUGUAUCAAAACUCCUCUUUUGAUUCGCUACCACCAUGGACACUUUACAGAAUUUGUGAUGGCAGAAAAUAACGAGAGAGUAUCUUUAAUGAAAUAUGAUGGUCAGCUUAUGAAACUCCGUUGUUUGUUACCAGAGGAAAGCAAUUUCUCAGAUCGAUUACUGCGGGAAUACUUGAACUGUUUAAAGUUGAAUUACACUGAUGAAAAUGGGUGUAUAACGGAAAUACUUUUUGCGAAAAUGCAAGCCUGUUAUACUUGCGGCUAAAAUAUAAGAUAACUUAACCUCAACUUUUUAAGUAGCAAAGAAUAUAAGACGUUAUAUCAUAAUGUAUUUGAUCAUUUAUGUAAAUCAUUUGAAGUAUUGUAUAAUGACAUAACUUAUAUAAGUUAACUUAAGCUCAACCUCUUAACUAGUCAUUAUACAUACCUUAUUUAUAUUAACUAUUUAUACAUACAUUAAUUAUGCUAACUUUAUUAUACAAGGUUCUAUUCUUUGCAUUCAAAGUGAAUUAGAUGAAUUGUGUAAAUUCAGUCAAAAGA
Messenger RNA from Xenia sp. Carnegie-2017, 959 nucleotides. RefSeq names its product tumor necrosis factor alpha-induced protein 3-like. Bases 1 to 684 code for a protein of 227 amino acids. The transcript is spliced from 2 exons. NCBI's taxonomy places the organism in Eukaryota, Metazoa, Cnidaria, Anthozoa, Malacalcyonacea, Xeniidae. The record is from RefSeq and is a predicted model, not a curated record.